Messenger RNA from Dentiscutata erythropus, 327 nucleotides. The record is from the annotation of a GenBank genome assembly. Lineage: Eukaryota; Fungi; Glomeromycota; Glomeromycetes; Diversisporales; Gigasporaceae.
AUUUUAUUGGCCAAUUCAGCAGAUCUUCUAACAUGCGAUACAACUAUAUACCGCAUGCUUUCAAAACAAAUAAAAGCAUUAAAUCACAACAUCUUUCAUUUACCUCAAUUAACUCAAUAAACAUAUCAGCUGCUUCAGAAUCUGAGUUGAUCGAAUUAAUGAAUUCUAUAAUAGCAUUUGAGAAUUGUGAAAACAUAGAAGCUAAUUAUAUAAAUUCAAAAGACAUUGAAAUUGAUAACUCCUCAAAUAGCAUAAGAGUGAAUACAAGUGAUAUGGAUAUAAUCAAAGAUAGUAAAAUCAAUAAAACAUAUAUGCCAGAAACAAAUA